Messenger RNA from Chilo suppressalis (striped riceborer), 1300 nucleotides. The record is from the annotation of a GenBank genome assembly. Lineage: Eukaryota; Metazoa; Arthropoda; Insecta; Lepidoptera; Crambidae.
AUUAUAAAGGCGAAAAUUUGUGAGUGUGUAUGUUUGUUUCUUCUUCACGUCUAAACCGCUGGACGGAUUUGGAUGAAAUUUGGCACACAUUUAGUUUUUUGUGGAUUAAGACAUAGGAUACUUUUUAUCCCGAUAAAAUUUUAGGUUCCUGAGGGAUUUUCAAAAGACUUAAGUUAAAGCGGACGAAGUCGUAGGCGGCCGCUAGUAAUAAAUACAUUCGAGUUUCGACGUACAGGAAGCGGAAACAGAGCAGCUUAGAUUGUUUUACAUUUGACUACAUUCUUAUAUCCGAGGAGCAUCGAAGAGCUCGAUGGCGCAAGUGGUUAAGUGGUUAGCGCGUUUGGUUGCGAUCGUUGAAUUUCAGCAACUUUCGCAGUGGUCGGUCAUUGGUUGGGUGACCAAAAAUUACUAUCUCGAGCUCCUCCGUGCUUCGGAAGGCACGUUAAACCGUUGGUCCCGGCUGCAUCUGCAGUCGUUAGCACCCACCAAUCCGCACUGGGCCCGCGUACUAACGGAGCGGCUGGCAGACCUGGACAGCGCUCCACCUUUAACCGUACUGCCGAUCUACUCCCAGCUACCGGCCGAUCUCCAGGCCAAGAUCUUCCAGAGGGCCCCACCUGGGCAAAGAAAAUGUAUCGUAGCCACCAACAUCGCUGAAACGUCGCUAACUGUGGACGGAAUAAUGUACGUCAUAGACUCCGGGUACUGCAAGCUGAAGGUGUACAACCCCAGGAUCGGUAUGGAUGCACUGCAGAUAUACCCGGUAAGCCAAGCGAACGCCCGGCAACGCGCCGGUCGAGCCGGUCGUACCGGGCCGGGUAAAGCGUUCUGUCUGUACACCCAACGGCAAUACCAACACGAUCUACUGCCUUCCACUGUGCCGGAGAUUCAAAGAACAAACCUUGCCAAUACUGUCCUCUUGCUCAAGUCACUUGGAGUAGAAGAUUUGCUGGGCUUCCACUUUAUGGAUCCACCACCCCAGGACACGAUCCUGAACUCGAUGUACCAGCUAUGGAUCCUGGGAGCUUUGGACGGAACGGGUGCCCUAACUCCUUUGGGACGACAAAUGGCGGAGUUCCCAUUGGAUCCGCCGCAGUGUCAUAUGUUGAUUGUUUCUGCCGAGAUGGGGUGCAGCGCCGAAGUCCUUAUCAUUGUAUCGAUGCUGUCAGUACCUUCCGUAUUCUACCGUCCUCAAGGUCGUGAAGAGGAAGCCGAUUCGGUGAAAGAAAAGUUCCAGGUGCCUGAGUCUGAUCAUCUAACACUGCUGCAUCUCUACAACCAGUGGAAGGCCAACAAGUAA